Messenger RNA from Zasmidium cellare ATCC 36951, 948 nucleotides. RefSeq lists its product as uncharacterized. The coding region runs from base 1 to 948 and encodes 315 amino acids. NCBI's taxonomy places the organism in Eukaryota, Fungi, Ascomycota, Dothideomycetes, Mycosphaerellales, Mycosphaerellaceae. The transcript has 2 exons. The record is from RefSeq and is a predicted model, not a curated record.
AUGGCCGCAUACUACACCUUUGAGGACCUCUCUGGCUCGACAGGGAACGGAGUCAAGACUGACAAUCCGUAUCAUGAUUUGAUUGAGUCUUGCGAUAAUGAGCCGGCUAAGAUCCAAGCAAGAUACGACACACACCGUACCAACCGCAAUGCUCAACAAAAAGACAAGCUCUUGUCGCCCGACUUCCCUGGAGUGACCCUUGACGAGAUUCUUGCGAAAUUGGAGAACCCCAAGCAGUAUCCAGAUUACAAGGAUCCUCGUCACUGCCUCGUCUUCUGGGCGAGGCCAACGAGCCAGGUCAAGAGCCUCAUUGCAGAAGUCCAAAGCCGUCUCAAGGAGGUCGUGCCAAACCUCUGGACCAUGCCUCAGAACAGUCUACACAUGACGGCUCUUGAGAUCACACACAGUCUUACGGCACCGGAGAUCGAUGCCCUGGUGAACCAGAUAUUGCCCCACGCGGAGACAGUCACGAACUACACCCUCAACCAUCGAUCACGACUCGUGAAGCCCAUGGUCAGCUUUGACGCCCAGGCCCUCGCUCUCUCCUGGCUACCCGCAGACGCAGAGCCAGGCCGCAGCGAGGAGGAAGACAAAUACACAUACCACCACCUCCGCAGGGACCUCUUCACUCUAGCGAGCAACACAGGCGUCAAAGUCGCCAGUCGAUACGUAAUUCCUACAGCACAUCUCACGAUCGGGCGUUUCAUCCAGACAGCGGACUUGGAGGGUCAUGAUGGGAAGGUUGACGGUCAGAAAGUGAAGAAGCUGGUGGAGAGGAUCGAGGAGAUCAACGAGUGGUUGCGGGAGUUUUGGCCGAAGGAGGGAGAUAGGGCGAUUCGGGAUGGAGGCGAGUGGGUUGUUGGGCGGGAGAAGGGGUUGGAGUUUCGGAAGGGGAGUUUGUGGUAUGGGGGUGGUGGGGAGACGGUGAUGGUUGGAAAGGGGUUUUAG